AAUUGUAAAAAGUCAGCGCUCUCUCUCUCUUCAUCAACACCAUUCUUUGUCUUCUUCUCUCUUCUCCUCACCUCUCUCAAUCAUACAACUUUUCCCGGGAAACAAAUUCUUGGAAAAUAAGAAUUUUCCCGGAAAAUUACUCUCGUCCCUAAGCCCUUGCUUUCUCCUCCUCCCACUUCGAUCGUGAAUUUCCCUGAAAACCCAGAAUUUUUAACGAUUUCUCCUCUCGAAAUCAUCAUGGUUUUGGUCCUUUGAUUCUUCCUCGAGUUUUCUUGAUUCUUUUUCAGUGUGUAUAUACACAUAUAUCAUAUUAUGUGCAGUGUGUUUGAGUUCUUGGAUAUGGACAGCUUCCAAGGAGACUUAACCGACAUCCUACGAGGAACCGGCGGAGGAGAACACGUGUCAUCAUCUCCAGGCCAGCCGGAGAGAAACUGGCCUCCACCGCCGCCGCAGCGAUCAGAUCUCCACGUGGACUUCCCCUCUGCCGGAUUCGGAGAUCCGUUCAUGAACAUGACCGACCCUUUGCUCCAAGAGCUCAACGUCGUUUCCUCCUCCGGCUACUUCUCCGGCGGUGGUUCCGGCGGAGGAUUCUCCAGUGAUAAUAUCAGCAGCAGCAGUAGCUGUAGUAACAAUAAUCAUAAUAAUAAUAAUAACAAUUUUAUGGUUCCUAAGGUUUUUGAUGACGAUCACAUCAAGAAUCAGUGCAGUGUCUUCCCAAGAAUCCGGAUCUCGCCGCACAACAUCGUUCACGACGCCUCGCCGUGUAAUUCUCCGGUGGUUUCGGCGGCGUUCGUGGCUGCUUCUCCGCCGACGGGCAUCAUCGGAAAGUAUCCGGCAGUCGGUAACGACAUGAUCAACGUCGAUGCAACAAACAGUCCUAGGAACUGUCUGAACGGUAAUAACACGUGCUCUUCGCAACUCCAGAUCUCGUCUCCGAGGAAUCUUGGCCUAAAGAGAAGGAAGAGCCAGGCUAAGAAGGUGGUUUGUAUACCGGCCCCUGCCGCAGCGAACAGCCGGUCUAGCGGAGAAGUGGUUCCAUCUGAUCUAUGGGCUUGGCGAAAGUACGGUCAAAAACCCAUCAAGGGUUCUCCUUAUCCAAGGGGAUACUACAGAUGCAGCAGCUCGAAGGGCUGUUCGGCGAGAAAGCAAGUGGAACGAAGCAGGGCAGAUCCGAACAUGUUAGUCAUCACUUACACCUCCGAACACAACCAUCCUUGGCCGACGCAGCGCAACGCACUCGCCGGCUCGACUCGUUCCACCUCCCAUUCCUCCUCCAAAUCCCCAAACGCAAACGCCACCUCGUCACGAGUCGCCACCAAAGACGAACCAAAGCCCGACACCCACUCUCCGGCCGCAAACCCGGCGGUUAAGGAGGAAAUUCGCGACGAAUGUCAAGACAUGGACUUUGACGUCGACGACAGCAACAUUCAGUCGUACAGACCGGAUGUGUCGUCAGAGGUUCAUCACAAUUCUGACGAUUUCUUCGCCGAUCUCGACGAGUUGGACGGCGAUGAUCCUCUGAGCUUGUUGCUUUCUCAAGGGUUUAGCUCCGUUUCGGGAUCCGCCGCCGGAGACGGUGUCCGGAAGAAUGAAACGGCGUCGUCUGACGCUUUCGGAGACUUCUGCUUCGACUGGUCGGUGAAUCGCAACGACGAUAACACGACGUCGUUUGAGGACGGGGACGACUCCAAUUCAAAGUCCUUGUAGACGCGUCAUCAUAACGACGAUGGGCAAGGGGUAAUCUCGUCAUUUUAUGUAGAUUUGUUUACGGCGAUCGCGUGAGUAGAGACAGUGGACCGUUUGUGGAGUUAUUUAUUUAUUAUUGUAAUAAUUCUCUUUGGAGUCGUUGUAAAUAAAACGCAUAUUAUUAAUAGAUAUAUAGAUUCAUCAAA
This is a messenger RNA of Tarenaya hassleriana, 1892 nucleotides long. Its product is annotated as probable WRKY transcription factor 14. The record is from RefSeq and is a predicted model, not a curated record. Bases 313 to 1707 code for a protein of 464 amino acids. Gene Ontology annotation, cellular component: nucleus. Gene Ontology annotation, biological process: regulation of DNA-templated transcription. Gene Ontology annotation, molecular function: DNA-binding transcription factor activity; transcription cis-regulatory region binding. NCBI's taxonomy places the organism in Eukaryota, Viridiplantae, Streptophyta, Magnoliopsida, Brassicales, Cleomaceae. The transcript is spliced from 3 exons.